Schistocerca gregaria is the source of this 5515-nucleotide messenger RNA. RefSeq lists its product as uncharacterized. The coding region runs from base 257 to 1564 and encodes 435 amino acids. The record is from RefSeq and is a predicted model, not a curated record. NCBI's taxonomy places the organism in Eukaryota, Metazoa, Arthropoda, Insecta, Orthoptera, Acrididae. The transcript has 8 exons.
UGAGAAUCUUCUCCAGAGAAUGUUAUCUUUUUUUGUUACUUAUGCGACCUAUCUUUAAUGUAAUUCUCUGUAUAAGUCGCCAAAAUGAGUGCGGUACAGUUGGCGAUCGGCUGAAAUCUGUCGCUUUAGUUAUGUGACAGAUUGAGCUGUGGCGUAGCCCGAGGUCUAGGGUACGUCAUUUUGGUUGCUCAUUGCCUCUGGUAAAGAUCAGCUGUUGUUUUUGUUGAUGGUAGCUCACGCCAGUUUGUGACAGGUUAUGGGCAUUUGCAUUUAUUUUGCUGAAGCAUUGACAGCCGUUGCUAUACUGCAUGCCUUGGAAGUCCGAGUGUGGUUAUGGCAAUUAACAGAAAUAUUAUCAACUGCACUUCCUACACGAUGGCCUACGGUCAGCUUGUUGUCAUGGACUUUCGUGGGGCUUCUAUUUUGGGCCUAUCUGUACCUGCUGUAUUACAGAAUGGUUCAGUUGCUACUGAAGAGGAUGGAAUUGAUUGAACCACAUAGGUCCCUCCUGGUGGAAACCUUUUGGAAAGCUGGAUUUCUGUGUUGUAGCGUCACAUACUUUAUAACGAAAUUCAUUCUCGACCAUGGAACCAAUGUUGACGAUUGGCUUCCUGAACUAGUUAAACAAAACAUUUUUCAUGGAAAUGAUCCCGUCGCACCCUGUUCCAAGAAAUAUUUUGGCCUAUAUUGUGCGUAUUAUGUACAUGAUCUGUGGAUGACAACUUCGAGAAGAGGAUUUAAUCUAACAAGUUCAACGAAACUUUUCUUUUAUGUGUUUGUGUUGACUGCGCAUUUAAUGAGGUGUGUGAAGGCUGCAUACCUGUUUGUGAUCUUAAUGAACAUUGAAGCAUUACCAGCAUGUGGAGCAGCAGCCUUUGUUCUGUUUGACCGGCCUGUGUGGAGAGGUGCAUUUCAUAUAGCAGGAGUCGGGGUGAUAUCCCGUAUACUAUUUGCAGCUCACACCUUUGUAUGGGCAACAAACAUGUUCUUCCUGCUGCCUACCUUGUUGCUUUAUCCAGCUGUCACAAUGGAGGUCAGGCAGCCAGAUGUUCUUCCUCUUAUUGCACUCAAUGCAGUCCUGUGGACAUUCUACUGUCUUAAUUUUGUGACAUCACCGACGUGCCGUCUCAUUUACAUUUACCUGCAAAGCCUGACAUCAGGUGUGAAACACAGAUCACUGUUGGACGCAGCAUUAUUUCCUCCUGAGACUGACGUGAUUAAAGAGUUGCAAAGGAUACGAGAGGAGGUACGAGCAACUCGGAACCGUAGAGCGAAAGAAGCUGCAGCUGGCAGAAGGUCAGAACACCACAGUGGCUCAGUGACAGCAUGUGAUAUCAAUAGGCGAGGACUGAAACUCUACCAGACAAUUAAAUGUGUGAUGGCGGUGAAGCGCCGCCUGAAGCGGCAGAGGGAGAUGCAGCAGGCACUUGAAGAUGAGUCCUCAGAGUCUCCCACCACCACAUCACCAGCUGAAAGUUCUCCCACCGAAAGCUCUCCUGCUACCUCCACUCCAGACACACCACUAUCACCUGAUUUCCCUGUUUCUGAUGAAACUGAUGCCUGAAUCUCUCUUCAAUUUGUGGAAAAUGUUAUAACUAGUAACGUAAGUUUGACAGGCCUAUAGAAAAUGAGAACAAAGCUUAAAAUUCAAGAUUGUUUUCUACACUUGCACUUUUAUUGUUGCUAUCCAUAAGCAAUAGGCAGGUGAGAAUUGAAAGCUGAAAAAAAGUCUCAUUGCUUACUGACAGUUCAUAAAAGUGAAGCAGUUGCAGAAGAAAUGCAAAUCUUAUUAAGGUAACAGAGAUGCUGUAGAAUGACAUGCAUUAGAAAUUUUGUAAGUCUGCCUGUUGUGAAGCUCAAGCAGGUCUUUUAUAACGUGUGCUUCUCAAGUGUCAGCAGGCAUAGUUAAAGAAUAUUUUGCAAAUGUGUUGAAACUUCCCCUUUUCUUUUGUGAAUUGAUUGUGCAUUUCGUGACUUGAAGAAAAUUUUCAGUCACAUAGCAAAUUACGACCAUUUCUGGGGGGGGGGGGGGGGGGUGUUCUUGCUAUGGUCACUUUGCUUUUAUCUUCCAUUCAGAAAAAAAAUUAAUUUGUACAAGAUGUGCAAUGUUGUAAUUUUCCAUUUGCUUUAAAAUGUACAUGUUAAGGGUGUUUCACCAGCCAUUAAAAAUCUUAUUUUGAAGAACAACAAAAACACAUAGCAUUAAUCUACAGUAGUCAGUUGGUAAUAAUGAAAUUGAAGAACAUUAUUUCCACAAGUCUGUUCUUUUAAAAUAGUUUUUUAUUGUGCACUACUAGUUAGUUUGCAGUGUUGCUCAUUCUCAAAUGUGUGUACAAACAUAUCUACCACAUACCAGAUUGAAAUGUAAGUCAGAAUAUAAAAAACUAUAUGACUGCAUUGGUAGUUGAACAACAAUUGUUGUGUGACUUGUAUUUCAUUCAUAAUCUUUUGGAAUAAAAUGAGAAACAGUGCUAGACGAUAUUUAAACAUCAAAUAACAUGUUUGAAACAUGGAAAGUAGAAAACUGUUUCUUGAAAUUUCCCUCUGGUCAGUAUAAUAUACAGGUUGCAUUUUAUGUAGUUAUCAUGAGAGAACUGGGUUACAAUAAAUAAAAACAAAAACUAUAGCCUAUAUCUGAAAUGGAUUACCUUUAUGGAAAAAAUAUCUUAGAAGGGAAUGGAGGAAGACGGAUAAGCAGUUUAAUCACAGAAAAUAAAUAACAAGGUCAGAAGGUUAACUAAAGCCAUAAAUUUCAAACAAAGGUAAAAUUUAGUUUUGAAAGCCAAGGAAUAAGGUCUAGCAGAAAUUAAAGUAUCCUUCCCAAUUUAAGCAUUAUUUUGUGAUGUGUUGAUAUGAUAUAGGUUAACUUCCCAGAAAGAAACUACAUUAAUGCACAGAUUGGAUUGGUGAUUGGAUUGUAGAUCGUAAACAGGUACAAGCAAUUUGGCACAAUCUUUAAUGCACUUGUCUUCAUUUUGGAGGAACAAGGUUUCAGUUCUCAUUUGACAAUCCAAGUUAAGCUUCCAGUGGUUUUCCUAAAUUGAUUAAUAUUAAUGCUGUGAUUAUCAAUAUGAGAAAGAUGAGUCUGAAUUUUCUUUCCCACCUUUGUAUCCUUUUCUUAUUUAAACCGAUGCUGCAUUUCUAAACACCAUAUCAGUGAGGAGCUAGUCUUACUUCAUUGCAAAUUCCAGAAUACAAAUUAUGAGCUGCAGCCAGUUGGAAGUAUUUUACAGUGAGCUAACAGGUAUGGAAAUAAAUAGAAAAAAGGCAUAAACUAAGUUUGUGUGUACUGCAUCCCAUGGUACUGGACCUGAUCACAGUGGUUUUUUUAGUUCAUCAUCACCCCCCACCCCGGGUCUUUCCCUUUUCAUUGUCAUGACCUGGGGGCACCAAAUUAGAUGGAAAAAACAUUUGCUCUCAUCCAAAUUGACGGAACCGUUUUAUCACUUCCUGAAAGUAAUGUACGAAAGAAAUUUUCUACGAUUGUGUUUUCUUAGCUUUUAUAUAAUUUUUUCAGUUUCUGAAACUACUAAAAGCAGAUAGUUGUUCUUGAUGUAGUUUCUAACCUUUGUUUUGAAUCUCAUGUUCUUUAAAUAAGAUUGAGGCUGUCUGAAGUUAACAUAAUUUUGAAAUUAUGGUAGGUAGUGUUUUCUUUUAUUCAUAUCUAUGAGGGUAAGUCAUGAGUAUCUACAAUCAAUUUUUAUAAUUGAUUACAACAAGAGUACAAAAUUUUUAUUGACAUCAUUUUUCAACAGUCAUCAUCCUGCUUUCCAGUGCUCUUAGUCCAUCAUUCCACAAGCUUUGUGAUACCCUCUGAAAAAAAAGGUAUUUGAUUGCACAAUAAGCCAUGUAUGCACCGUUACUUUUGCCUGUUGACUGGAGCUGAAUCGGUGGCCACUUAAACCACCUUUAAGUGGACCAUUCAUUUUAGAAAUGUUUGACAUUCAUUAGCAUGAUGGUGCUGACAGAUUUUCAUGUAGUUACACUUGUGCUCUUCAUAGAGCUUUUUUUAAGAUAUUUUGCACCGAUUUUGUGAAAGUUGGGCUCAUUAUGUAUGAUUUUUGUGUGCUAUAACUAAUCUGUACAUGGUACAUGAUAAGCAGUCAUUUGAUGGGCUGAUUCAAUAUUGACAUAGUUGUGGCUGUAGCUGGACAACUCACUCUUUCUUUGUCCUUCACACUCAUCCAACCAUUUUCAAACAAACCAUUGUCCCCAUCUUAUGCUGACAAUCUUCUAUGAAUUGCCACUGCUGGUACACCUUCAGACCACAAAAAACGGACGGAACGCUGUUCUUCUACAGUGCAAACAGAGCGGCACAGACUUCUUUAUGUUGCAACAGUACAAAGCAGAUGAUGUAAUGAUGCUGCAACCUACCACAGGUGAAGACGAUGGUGCAGUGUAGUGCUGGUGAGCACAAAAAGCCAUAGAGGCAGCCUAAAGAUAAUUGGAGCAGAAGUGCAGAUACUUACUGACUUAGCUUCAUAGUUCAGCAAAUAAAACAAAGUACUGCAUACUGUGUGACACCAGUACUGAUAUUUUGAUACGCUGGACAGUUGGUAUGAAACUAAAACUAAUGUUUACAUACAAGGUUCAUACUAAUAGUAUGUGAACCAUUGAAUAAUUAAUGCUGCUACUUUACGUUUAUCCAUGUAAAACAGUAUUUGUGGUUUGGUCAGUAGCCUUUAGUAUAUGUGUUGUAUAGCAACAAAUGAUUUUAUGUCAAUUAUCUGACUUAAUCUGCAGUCGAAAUCUCAGAUUCCUACAAAAAUUUUGUUCAGUUUUCUGCUUUUGCUUGAUUAUUUGAUGAUAAGAAGUGAUAAGGUACAUUUUCAUUUCCUAUUCCCUCCCUCUUAUGCAACAACUGUAAUAAAGAAAAUGGUUUGUUGUUCUUAUAGUUGAAUUUCAGUGAAAACUUGUACCAUAUUGGAGAGGAGAAAUUCUUGUUAUUUGUUGAACAGAAAGCAACAGGGUUUGUGGCACAGCAGAAGUGAGAUGGAGGAUAAUAGUUGGAAUCUUGUCUCUUGCAUAUCAAGUGUGUAUCUAUAAGGGUUUCAAAGUAAAGUAAAGAUUGAAACCAGUUAAGGUCCUUUUGCAACAUGUACAUAUCUUAAGCACACUUUUUUUGUGCAAAUUCAAGGGGUUCAUAUUUUCUUGUACUUAAUGUUGUUAGUAUAUGUGAAAUUUUUAAACAGAAAUAAAUGUUAAUAAUAUGCUUAUCUGUGAUAUCAGGACUGUUGCAAUGUAUUGCAUAAACAUACAUAAAGCUUUGCAGCAAGUUGUGCAGAUCUAUGUAUAUAUCUAUUUAUUUGCUAAGAACAUUGAAUUGUUCUUUCAGAGACUUAACAGAUGUUUGUGAUUUAAAAUAUGUAUGACUCUUUGUUCUAUUUAUUUUUGUUGCUGAGAAAAUAAAUGUUAGCCUAAAUGACUUUACCUGGAAAUACAGUGUAUUUCAAUAUUUAGAUUAUAAUAAAUACCAUCUCAUGUGUAGGUUAAAUCGACACAUGAAUUGCAAAAC